GGCAAAUUUUUGGGAGAAGACUCGGAAGAGUCUUCACUCAUGUUCUCCAAAUACUCAUAUAUAUAUACAUAUAUGUAUAUAUAUCUCAAAUGUUAGGUUCACUUCUGGAAGAAUAACUACAAUUCUUACGUGAUUCUCAUAAUCACUCUCAUCAUCAUCAUCUUUUUCACUUUCUUCAAUCUUUUCAACCAUUUCUUGAUGAUUAUCCAGGGUCAUGAGGUGCCGAGUGGAUGGCCUUUUGGGCUCGGAAGUAUGAACACGAGACUUAGUGUACGAGAGAGUGGUGUGGCUGUAACCGGUGGAAGAGAACCGAACACUUUUCAUGGUCCGUCAUCGAGUUUUUCUUCGUUUUCAUCAUCCAACCUUGACACAGAGUCCACAGCGUCGUUCUUUCAAGACAACAGCGUCUCACUAGGCCGACUGAUUGGAAUCGCACCACGAGAGAACAGAACCUUAUACUUUCCCAGAACAACGUGCAUACCAGACCAAAGAUCCCAACGCUCCAAGGUAUCGACUAAAGCUCACGAAAUCGAAACAUCUCACGGGAUUUGCGUUCCGAACUUGUUGAAUAUUUUGGUCAAGAUCAGCAGAAGUAAAAGCCACACAAGACAGUGAAGAACACUUCCAAGUUAGGAACUUAUGGCUCUUCAUUAGUGAAUAUGAUCAUAAGAGUGUUAUGUGUUAAGGUUUAGAACCAAAACGAGUGCAUUUUUCAGUUUUCUAGUUAUCCUUUGACUCGAUUUGACUCGAUAUGUGUUUUGUACACUUGAUAGAAAAUAAAGAUGAAACACGUAAAAUGAAGAAUAAAUGUGACGUAAAAAUGUUUGUUUCU
Cynara cardunculus var. scolymus (artichoke) is the source of this 832-nucleotide messenger RNA. RefSeq lists its product as uncharacterized. The transcript is spliced from 3 exons. The record is from RefSeq and is a predicted model, not a curated record. Lineage: Eukaryota; Viridiplantae; Streptophyta; Magnoliopsida; Asterales; Asteraceae. The coding region runs from base 199 to 615 and encodes 138 amino acids.